AUGGCGGCGCCCAUCAGCGAGGGGCCGCCCGCCCCGGGGCCUGGCGCGGCUCCCUACGGCAACUUCCCCAAUUAUUCCCGCUUCCACCCGCCCGAGGGGCGCAUCAGCCUCCUGCCCGGCGGGCUCUUGCGGAGCCUGUUCCCCGCGGCCGCCCGCCCGCUGCUGGGGCUCGACGUGGGGUGCAACUCGGGGGAGCUCAGUGUGGCUUUGUACAGGCACCUCCUUGGCCUGCAGGAGGGCGAAGGCAGCCAGGAGCAGCCUGCAGCUGGAGAGGAUCUGAACCUCCUGUGCUGUGACAUCGACCCGGCGCUGAUCCAGAGGGCUCAGCAGGGCAGCCCCUUCCCUGCCUCCAUAUCCUUCGCCAACCUGGACAUCAUGGACUCCAGGGCCAGGGAGACGUUCCUGAGCUCCUACCUGGGCCGUUUCGGCCGCUCCACCUUCGACAUUGGUUUUUGCAUGUCUGUGACUAUGUGGAUCCACCUGAAUCAUGGGGACAGUGGCCUGGUGGAGUUCCUGUCCUUCCUCUCCUCUCUGUGCAGGUACCUGCUGGUGGAGCCCCAGCCCUGGAAGUGCUACCGAGCGGCCGCGCGGCGCCUGCGCCGCCUGGGCAGGAGCGACUUCGACCACUUCCGCUCUCUUGCCAUCAACGGGGACAUGGCAGAGAGGGUAACCCAGAUCUUAACGAGGGACUGUGCCAUGGAGCUGGUGUCUUGCUUUGGGAGCACCAGCUGGGACAGAAGUCUCUUGCUUUUUAAAUCAAAUCAUGAGGGCAGGGAGACUUCAGAACACGAGCAGGGAUGAGGAGUGGCCUCUCACCUUCAUGAACUCCUAGGCAAGGAGGUGCUUGCUGUUUACACUCAGAUCUAGGAAUACCUAAAUCCCUGCUGGGACCAGUCCUUGGCCUCCCUGGGGAGUCUGAGGCAAGCAAUGUCUGUGUGGUCUAUUUUUUUUUUCUUUCCAGCUGCAAAAUGCAGUAGCAGUUUUACCUUUCCUUGGGGAUUCUGAGAUCCCUGCUCCUGGAAAGUGCUCUUGAAAGCAAAGUUGCUACAUAUGUGCUUUCUGUGUGUACCAAGAACAUUCCCUGGAAGAAGAGAGAAUGUGCGUUUUUUUGUCCCUGAAGCUUUUCAAGGAAAGGGGAACAUUUUUUGACCCAUGUGAUGCACUGUUUGUUCUGCUUCUUGUCAUAUUUUCCUCAUAAAAUGCUUUUGGAAAAAACAUAAACUUGGUUUAUCAGCGACGGACCCGUCAGUCGGAUCAUUGCAGAGGGUGUCUGGUCAACAGAGGAUGCCCAGAGAGGUGCUAAAUGCCCCAUCCCUGGAAACACUCAAGGGGGAUUGGGCUGGAUGGACCUUUGAAGGUCUCCAACCCGAACUGUUCUGUGCUGCUGGGGGGCUGGCAGUGCUGUGCUCUCUGGGGAGUGAAAGGCUCUGUGCUUAUGGGUAUAUCAGAGUGAGUGCUUUUUGUAAUAAUAUCCUUGAAAUAAAAACAACUUAAUGUUACUGUA
This is a messenger RNA of Apus apus (common swift), 1504 nucleotides long. RefSeq names its product BCDIN3 domain containing RNA methyltransferase (gene BCDIN3D). Gene Ontology annotation, molecular function: O-methyltransferase activity; RNA methyltransferase activity. The coding region runs from base 1 to 801 and encodes 266 amino acids. Gene Ontology annotation, biological process: miRNA metabolic process; negative regulation of pre-miRNA processing. The transcript is spliced from 2 exons. Gene Ontology annotation, cellular component: cytoplasm. The record is from RefSeq and is a predicted model, not a curated record. Lineage: Eukaryota; Metazoa; Chordata; Aves; Apodiformes; Apodidae.